Messenger RNA from Cryptococcus deneoformans JEC21, 748 nucleotides. RefSeq names its product ADP-ribosylation-like factor, putative. Gene Ontology annotation, molecular function: GTPase activity; GTP binding. The transcript has 7 exons. The record is from RefSeq and is a predicted model, not a curated record. The coding region runs from base 56 to 637 and encodes 193 amino acids. Gene Ontology annotation, biological process: protein folding. NCBI's taxonomy places the organism in Eukaryota, Fungi, Basidiomycota, Tremellomycetes, Tremellales, Cryptococcaceae. Gene Ontology annotation, cellular component: microtubule cytoskeleton; cytoplasm.
GGAGUACAGAAUGUCGGAAUGUCUUACUAUCACAACAUCAACAGAAUAACCAGUCAUGGGCCUUUUGACAAUUGUUCGCAAAAACAAAGCCAAGUCCAAGGAGAUGAGGGUGCUAUUCCUUGGACUCGAUAACGCUGGAAAGACUACCAUACUGAAGAAGCUGAACAAUGAGAACAUUUCAGACAUUAGCCCAACUUUGGGUUUCAAUAUUAAAACACUGAUUAGAGAUGGAUACACUCUCAAUAUUUGGGACGUAGGAGGCCAACGAACGCUGCGGCCCUAUUGGAGAAAUUACUUUGAAUCUACCGACGCCGUCGUCUGGGUUGUGGACUCUUCAGACAGAAUGCGUAUGGAGGACUGCCGGGAUGAAUUAAAGGAGCUCCUGCAUGAAGAAAGACUUGCCGGAGCAACCUUAUUGAUCUUCGCCAAUAAGCAGGAUCUUGGUGGUUCGAUGACACUGGAGGAGAUACGAGAUGCCCUAGAGCUGCGGUCAAUCAUUUCUCAUCGGUGGAUCGUCUAUCCCUGUUCGGCUUUCACUGGAAAAAACCUCGACGAUGGAAUGAAUUGGCUGGUAAAGGAAGUCGCCGGGCGACUAUACUGGAGCGGAUUGAACGCAAAGGAAGCAGACCUUUUCUGAGAGCUAGCGGAUAACCGCGCCGGUACUGAUAUUGGCGCUCAAACAAACCUGAAUAUGCAGUAGUCAGGUAGUUCAUUUACGUUUGACAUACGUUGACAUGCAUAUUUUGUG